UUGAACUUCGCAUUUCUUUGCAACAUCAUCCGAGUACUGGUCACAAAGUUGCGAGCUACACAUAGCAAUGAACCGAGUCAGUUUAGGAAGGCUGUUCGUGCAACUUUGGUUCUGGUUCCCUUGUUCGGAUUACACUUUUUUCUUGUUAUCUAUCGUCCGCAGUAUGGGGAAUGCACAGCUUUGGAAGGCUAUACUUUCCUCAGCUAUUCCAUGGAUGGCCUGCAGGGAUUUUUGGUUUCCCUCAUCUUCUGCUACUUGAAUGGUGAAAUCCAAGGCCUGCUCCGGCGAUCAAUUCAAAAGUUACGGCUGCAGAGGAGUCUUACUUCCUCGUCCGAGUGGAGACGCUCGACUCGUUCAGAGCCUUUAAGCAGGAUGAUGGUCAAUGGUCGUGGCCAACGAGGAGCUUUGAGGCCUUUUCUAUAUGUGAAACAAUAACAGAUUUAGUUAGACGAUCCGUAUACCGUUUGCGACUCCAGUAUUCCUUGAAUGUGAAGCCGUCCUCUGUCACUCUGUCCAAUCUCCCAGUCGCAGUAUCACGUUCGAAGCAAAAGACACACCCCUCCCAUUAUAACCGACGAAACGUGAUGAAAAGAGACUCGUACUCUGUGGAAGAAAUAUCGGAUUUAUUCUAAUAUCGCAUUUCUGCCGGUAACCUAUUUUGCCGCCGUUGUUUGCGUCAAAGUGAUUUCUAAACAUGCUGUGAAUCUCCAUCGCUGAUCUUUAAAUUUAAGAUCAGGAAGAACAUUACCUUGUGAUUAAAGUUUUGUUAAAUUUAUCUACUUCCAGUUAAGAGAUAUGAAAACCAUUUCGUCUGUUGUCAUUGCAGUAAUUUGAACCGAACCUUCCUUACCUUUACAGGAGCUUUGCUUUUGGUUGUAAAUCAUGUAUAUCAUAUACAUCGUGUUUAAAUGAAUAUAUGUGUAUGUACCAUAUUCUUACUUUUCUUUACUACCUAAUACAUUCUUUUUGAGUGCAGAAACAAAAUCUGUUAUCAGAAAUGACAAUAUGCACUAUCGGUUCAAAAUAUUUGAAAUGUUUAUAACAGAGGAAGUUAAGAAGUCGGAAUUUGUGUCUGGAACAUGCAGCAAAACAGGCAAAUAUUUUCAGUUUAAAAUUAGUAAAGAAUUCAAUAUUUAGCAUAGAAGGAUACACAACGUGCAUACUGAGUAUUCAAAUUAGGAAAGGCUGUAAUUUCUAAUUGGUCUCAUUUAACGCGGAAAUCUCAGGAAAUAAAAGUGUAAAAUUAAUAAUCCUUUCAAAACGUUACCUUUAAUUUGUUCAGAAUAAAUCUAUUUGCAGUUAAUAAUAAAUAUUGCAUAAAAUAAAGUAAUAAAUAAUAAAUAAUGCAAAAACAUUUGUACCAAAUACAGAAAGUUCUAAAACUUUGUGUAAUCAAACAUUGUUCCCUGUCUUGCUUAGUUUUCAAAAAACGAAUUUUAAAGGUUUUUUUUACUAGACCCUCUAAGAACGUUUUGAAUUAACUGAAUCGGCAACUCGUAUUUGCUCUCCUAUUUCUAGACCCUUUUUCUCAAAUUCUUGAACAAUCAAAAGAUAAAAGGGAACUUGAAAGAGAAAAUCUAUAGUUUCGUACAUUUAACCUUUAUUAAGUGAAAUAAUAUAUUUUGAUAUAUUUUGAGAUAAUAUAUCUAACAAAGUUUAUUUAACAUUAAAACUAAUAUAUAGUUGAAAACCAAAUGUUCAGAUCAACUUUCAACAAUCUUUUAAAAUGCUAUUCAGUUGUCCCCUACCAAUUCGUCAUAAAUCUGUUAACUCAACUGAAAGCAACGAACUUAUAACUGGGCAUUAUUGAUAGUGUACAUAAAACGUCCAUUGCACUCAAUAUGGACUUGUAAGCAAUAUAAUUCAUUCCUUAAAAAUAAAUUUAACACCUAAAAUUUAGUGGAAAUUAGCACAAAUAAUGUACAAUAUUUGCUGUAAAUAAAUUUAAUGUUCAAAACAGUCUUUUAGCCAAUCUGAAGUUCAAAACUAGAUUUCAUUCGUAGUACCUGACUGAAACCUAGAAUCAUGUUUUCGUUAAUAAACAGUCACAAAGAUAUUCUUCGCUUUUCUUCAAAACAGAUAAAAUUCAUAAGGAUGAUGUUUUAUUUUUUAAUUUUUAAAAUUCAACGUCGGAAGCAAUUAUUCAAUAAGUGGAGCUGGAAAAUCAUUUGAUGUUGGUACAUUGUUAGUGAAACUUUUUGUCAUUCAAAUUUAAUAAGUCUUUAUUGUAGGACAAUGUCAUUCAGAAUUCCCAAGUUUUAACUCCAACUCUUCUACCUUGACUUGAGCAAGUGAAGCUAUUUUUGUUGUAUUUGCUUAUGUGCAUCUACUUCUGUUAGAGUUAUAUGCCAAUUAAGCGACUGUAUAAAUAAUGUUACCAUUGUCUGAGUGUUAGAAUUGCUCGAAAUUUCUUUUCAAACAACUUGUAAAUUAUUUGAAAGUGGAUAGUAAUCUAUGAGAAAUCAACAUCAAUGUCAUUUUGUCUAGUUUAGAAUUUAAAUCUAAUCAAAUAGCUCUUUCAAUAUGUUGCUAUUUAUCUAGCCUUAAUCUUUGAUAGACGAGUUCUUAGUUUUAGGCAAACUGUACUUUUAAUGCUGAGUAAUCAUGCAUAUAAAUUAAAAUUUCUAAAAUAUUUUUUGGUGAAUACCUAUCUAUGAGAUUGACCAAAUUAAAAAUAAUUACAACUUCUACAUUUGGCAACAACUUCUCUUGGAGCGUCACAUUAAGAAAAUUUUAUAAUAAUCAAUAUCUAUGUAUUAACAGUUGUUUCAACUAAAUAGCUCGGAAAAGGUAAUAUUUUAAAUAGCUUCCACUAUUUAUGACACCUUUUUCUUUGUAAGUGUGCAAAAUGAAUUAAGUUGAACUACAUCUCUCUUCUCUAAAAUGCUGUAAAGCAAUAUUUCCCCAUCGUCAUAUUUGACUCGCAGCCAGGCAGGAUUCCAAACUAACUGCUUAAAAUGGUAUUUUCUCAAUACAGAAUUGCAAUGCCGAAGUCUCUCCACAGAACUCUGAUACUAUUACUUCUUUGCCUAGCGAAUGUUUUUCAUAAACACAUUAAUUAAUUUUUUUGUAGUAAGUGAUGGGAAUUGGAGAAAUAAGACAGUUUCAGACAAAUUAAAAAGGAUUACUUGGCAGUGUUAACACGGUAUUAAUCAUAAGUGUAAUAAUAUCUGGUAAUAUUAUGCUAUUUGUGAAGUCUCAAAUUUACUUUUCUGUCUCUCUACUUAAAUUUUAGAGUUAAAAAAUUAAUCUAUCGUUUUCUAUCGGUAGAUAGAAUCUUAUACGAACUGUAAAAUACGAAGUGUAAGCAUAUAUACAUGUUUAUUCUUUUUAUACUUCAUAUACACAUGUACUUCAAAACUUAUGUUACUAAUAAAAUUUAAUUGUUAUUAUUAUUUUACUUAUAUAAGAAUCUAACUAUAAAUAACUGUUGUUUUGAUCAAUAUUCCUGUGUCAAAAUGAUGUUAAACCACAAAAGCAUAUACUCAUUGUUAUUCUCUUCUAAUUCCUAUAAUUCACUAAUUUAGAGCAAAAUAAAAUUACUUCAGAAACUGAAGGCUUAGAGAAUGCUUCAGAAUCUGAAUGCUAGUUUCGAAACAUAGUUUUGAACCUUCAGAACCGAAUGCCAGAUAAGAAAAUUAAGUUCCAAACUUCUUUGUUAUAGUUUUAACUUAUAUAAAGCUUUAAUAGGAAAUAAACAGAGGAAAACACUAUGGUACUUAUGAAAAUGAUUAUGAUACUCGUAACUGGUAUCAUUAGAAGUGUAAUAAAAUUUUAAAAAAUUAACGGAUUAAAAUGCACUACGAGUGGCAAAAUUCAGUUACUUUGUAAAUAUCAUACGUGAAAAACAUAUUCUUUCGCUUUAGUUAAUAAGCAUUCAAAAUAUGCAAUGCUAUAGAUUCAGAAAAGUUGUCUAUAGUUCUGUAUUCCAGAAAAAACUAACUUGAAAACAUUGAAGCUGCUGUUUUACUCCAGUUUUUCACGCUGAGAAUUCUUUUAGAAUUCGAUUAAACAAAUAUGUGCAACCUUGCUCUUUUGUUUAUUUCUAUCAAUUUUGCUCUAAAUGAACUUUCUUCUGAGAGGUUUCUCCUUUUCCUUUAAUUCUCUUUUUUAGCACUUUUACUUCCUUCUUCAAAGUAAAGGAUGUAUUGUAAUCUCGAAACAUUUCGGGUAUCAUAUCUCAAAGAAAUAUCCAUUGUGACCGCUCUUGAAUCCAUUUGAACUAUGUUUUUGCAUGACAGCUGUACGUACGAAUGGAAUAAAAGACUCUUUUUGCCAAAACGGAUUUCAAAAUGGAUUUAGAGGAGGCUUUUUUUUUUUUUUUUUUUCAUGACAUCCGUAUGUAUCUCGCAUAACUCAAAAAUGAUUGGCCUCAAAAUGUUGAAACUUUGCAUAUAAGACUGCUAUAACAUAAUUGUGCAUUUCCCUUUUUGGUUAUAAUAGGCGGCACCAGAAUAUAUAUAUAUAUAUAUAUACUCACUCUGUUACUCGGCUCGGUGAGCUCAGUGUUUUUAUUCUUAUUUGUUGGUAAAUUGUUCAUUUUUUGCUUUAAAAAUGAUUGAAUUGUGUUGUUCUUAUUAUCCGGUUAAUAUUUCUGUGUCUUUGAUUAAUCUGCAUGGGAUAGUUGUAGAAUUAUCAACAAUUUCAAAAAUGCCACUAAGUCUAACGAAGACGCCAUUCGUUUACAUUUGAAACUCUUAGUAGCACAGUGAAUUAAGUCAGUUGAUGCACAAGCGUCAGUGUCUUUGUGUUCAGUGUGAUCAUUAGUUAACUUUCAGUUAUGAGCACCGAAACUUUCGUCUUCUUGCCCCCUGGCUGAAUCGCUUGUUUUUGCGUAGGAACUCUAAUUUCAAUUGCAAAAAUUAUUUUUAACUGUAUUUGGUGUUUUAGGCUUUUCUGUAUUCUACAAUUUUUAAUGAAGAUUAAGUGUUCAUUUUUUCUCCCUGUCUUGCCCUGAAGUGAGAACUGAAUUGAUUGAAUUAGAAAUAUAUCUCUAAUUAAAUUCAAGGAAAUAAGUUUAAAUGAAGUUCAGCAAAAAUGUGCAAAAUUUAAUAGACCGUACGAGGGAGUCAUGUGGUGUCCACAUUAGAUAUAUUCUUUAAAAAGGCAACGCUUGUUCAUAGUUUUUACGCUCCAGGUCUGAAACAAUUAAACAGUAAAAUUAAGAAGGGAUUAUUAGUAGCGUCGGUAUAAAUAGAAGGUUCCAAAGAUUUUGAUUCGAAUUUGUACCAAAAUUUAAAAAAGAAGUUUGUUUUGUAGGUUUGCUAAAUGAAGUAGCCGCCAGAUAAGUGAAUUAAAAUAGUAUAUGUGCUCCGCUUGAUCUUUGUCUUAACAUUAAAAUAUAAGUUAAUAAUGAGCUUAUAUUAAAAAGGUAACUAAAUUUCAAAUCAAGUUUGUUUAUUGCUUUCAUUUAUCACUAACAGCUGAAAUGAUUUUUAAAGCUAAAAUUUUCCUGAUUAAAUAAAUUUAGGAAAUAAAUAUAACUUUGCGGCUGUACAUUAUCGGUAUCUUUUCCUAUAUAUUCAGGUUAAUUUUAUCUCGAGUAUAAGUAUAAUAGUAGAAGUCCAAGUUUGAUUUCACUUUUGAAAUUAAACUUCAUUCAUGCAUUAGUACGACUGGUCUCUCAUAAAAAUAUUCAUGAUUAUUAACUUGUGAUUGAUUGUAUUUGGUUUGAAGUUUUGGAUAACCCUAAAACUGUAUUUGAUAGUCUUGGUUUCUGCUAUACUUCCUAAUCUGUAAAAUUAAUGGAAGGGCAUUCUUAUUUCUAAAAGUAAUUUUUUCCAACCAUACUUUUAUUAUUUUAAGAAACUGAAUCGAUUAUAUAGUGGUUAAUUUAUUACCUUUUUUUAUAAGUGUCCAUAUGCCGUUAGAUUAAUAUAUAUCAUUAAAGAAAAUACGUAGUAGAUAUGAUUUGUAUGUUUGAUAUAUGAACAAUUAAGUAAAUGUGCAUAUUUGUUUUGAUAUGUGUCUUCAAGAGAAUUAUUUGCUAAAAAUCAGUAUUUAAUUUGAAUGUAUCUAUUAAAUUACAAGAGCAUACUUUAUUUUUUCCAUAAAAAAUUUUAUAUCAUGUAUACAUCAUUAGAAAGAUUAUUGAUGAGAAAGAAUUUUUUCAGUAUUACUUGCCGUGUGUACUAUGAAUUGUGUUUGUGUGGUGUUAUGAAUAAAAUCAUCACUGUUGUC
Stegodyphus dumicola is the source of this 6180-nucleotide messenger RNA. RefSeq names its product calcitonin gene-related peptide type 1 receptor-like. NCBI's taxonomy places the organism in Eukaryota, Metazoa, Arthropoda, Arachnida, Araneae, Eresidae. Gene Ontology annotation, cellular component: plasma membrane. Gene Ontology annotation, molecular function: G protein-coupled peptide receptor activity. The record is from RefSeq and is a predicted model, not a curated record. Gene Ontology annotation, biological process: adenylate cyclase-modulating G protein-coupled receptor signaling pathway; cell surface receptor signaling pathway.